Molecule: messenger RNA, 963 nt
Organism: Oncorhynchus gorbuscha (pink salmon)
Lineage: Eukaryota; Metazoa; Chordata; Actinopteri; Salmoniformes; Salmonidae
Product: E3 ubiquitin-protein ligase RNF186-like
Exons: 3
Coding region: 275-688 (137 amino acids)
Biological process (GO): protein ubiquitination
Molecular function (GO): ubiquitin protein ligase activity
Source: RefSeq, a predicted model, not a curated record
CACACACAAAGUUUUGCAAUAGGAUAGUUGGUCGCUGUGCUGAAAAUCUUCCAGAACCUGUUCCUGACCAACGCUCCUAAGCACAGAUCUAGGAUCAGCUCAUCCUCAUCAAAUCCAAACCAAGACCUUAUUAAACCAAAAGGGGAACACUAACCUCAGACCAGCGAUUAAACCCCACGUCUUCCUGCCAAGACACUGACACUCCGUCCAGAAUUCCUCUGGACUCCAGCCGUCCAUCCAUCCAUCCAUCCAUCCACACCCCAGCCAGCCAGCCAUGGGUCUGAUGGGCGAGGACAUGGAGUGCUGUGUCUGCCUCCAGCCCUACUCUCGCAGGGAGAAGAUCCCUCGGAUGCUCCACUGUAAGCACACAUUCUGUGGGCUGUGCUUGCAGGCGAUGUCCAGGCUCCAAAGCGGCCUACUGACAGUCUGCUGCCCCCUGUGCCGUUGGAUCACCUGCACCGAACCCAGCCUCACCCUGCCGGGGUCGCUGUGGGUUAACACUGAGAUCUGGGACCAGAUUCUAGACAGACAACAGGAAGAGGAGGAGGAGAAAGAGGAGGAAGAGUGGAAGGGAGCUAACAGACAGACACGGACCACCACACAGUACAGAUGUUCUCCAUCAAGGCAUUGUGGCCUGAGGCUCAAACUACAGAAUUUCCUGAGGAGGAUGAAGCACAAUGUACUGUAAACUGAGAAGACGAAGAGCAGAAAAAGAAGACUGGAAUUUCCCAUUUCAGAGCAGGAGAUACUCAUUGAGUAAUGAAGCUAAUUCAUAAAACAGGACCGACCGGUGAUUUUCCAUAAUGAAGCAAGAUUGAACCAAUUAUUCAUAUGCUUUGUGUUUGAUUGACUUUGGGAAUGUGUAAUGUUCUCAGUCAACUUACCUGGUAAAAUAACGGUUACAUUAUAAUGUUAAUUAUACAGACAGACAGACAGACAGACAGACAGACAGACAGACAGACA